AUGACACGCCCACGCGCCUGUAGGCCGCACACGAGCGUGCGACGCCCCGUGCACGAGCCGCGAGACCGUCCCGCUGAUGUUUCGCCGCUGGCUGCGCCUCGUUCGCGCUCCAACAACCACGAAGACGCAAAGCUCAAGCCCCGUCCGAGCACCGCGGCAGCGUCCAGUGCGGGUAUGCCACGACUCGAGACCGAGCACAACGAGACGCUUGGUGCGUACCUGCAGCAGCUACAAGCCGACAUUCGCUGCGUGUACCAGCUGCUCGGUGACCCGGACGCACUCUCGAACGGGCAUGCGCAUCUGCUCUUGAAGCGCCGGGACCACCUCGCCGUGCCCGACGACGUGGCCGCCAAGCUGGCGCGGUGCCAUGGCCUUGACGAAAGCACCAAGCAUGCGCUCGAGCAAAUGCUCUCGGACGGUCUCCUCCGCACGCACCACCAUCCAAGCACAUCGACGCCGGCCAGCAUCUACUUUGAGAGCUUCCUCGCCUUUGCGCGACGGGUGCAGGCGCUCAAGACAAAAGGCCUCGCGGACGACGCCGAGAAGCUCGUACUCCAGACGGCAUUGGGUGCGAAAGACGCGGCCAUCACCACCCUCGAGCAAGACAUCCUGCUCUUCAAAGACACUUUGGCCGCGGUGGCGAAAGACCACGGUGCUUCCGGUGCUGGCUGGCAAGAGGCGUUCCAGCGCGGCGCAAAGCAGAAUGCAGACGACGCGGCCAAGCUCGACGCGCUUCAAGUUGCUCAUGACCAGCUCAAGGCCGCCUACGAUGGUCUCCAAACGGACAAGACCGCCUUGCGCAGCGACCUCGAUGCGCACGCUGACGUACUUGCGCGGCUUCACGACGAGAUUGCGGCGGCCAACGCAAAAGCAAGCCGCGCAGAGACAUCUCUGCACGCGCUGGAGCAAACACACGUGGCGCUGCGAUCGCAGCUCGAGCGCGCCACGAGCGACGAAGCGGCUGCGCGCAGCUCAGGCCAAGAGGCACUCGCGUCGCUCCAAGCCGAGCUGGCGCAAGCGAAGAAGGCGGCACGGACGCUAACAGCGCAGAUGGAAGCCAACGCGGCAGCGGCCGCCACGCAGCGUGCGGCCGCCGUCACCCAAGCAACGUCCAAUCUCCAAAAAGCCCACGCAGCCCGUCUCGACGCUAUACGCGCCGAGUGGACGGCCGAGUGCUCGGCCAUCAACGCCACGCAGGCUCGAGAGCUGCGUGCACUGGAGGCAGCGCAUGCCAAGGACAUCGAUGCCAUGGCCGUCCGGCACCGCGAGAUGGAAGCCCAGCUCGCAGCUGCGGCCAAGCACGCUGCUGUGGUCCACGAAGACGCACUGGCCAAGUGGCGGCACACGACCGAGCGUCAAGUCGACGAGAUCAACGAUCUCCGAAAUCAGCUCGAAACGAUGCGAAGAGAGCUCGUGGCGCUGCAAGUAUCGACGUCCGAGAGCCACGUGCGGGCCCACGUGCACCACGAAGUCGAGGGCGUCUACUUGGCCAAAGUCGCCUCGCUGGAAGCCGCCCUCGCCCAAGCCGGCGCCGCGUGCCAGGCUGCGCACGACCAAGGCGACCUCGCGCUCGCCCACGAGAAGGAGCUCCAUGCCCACGCUUUAGCGACUGCGAAAGCGAUUUCGGACGAGCUCGAGACCGCCAACUUGUGCUUGGCCGAGCGGAAGCGGCAGCGCGAUGCGGACCAGCGCGCGUUUGAAGAGCGGGAGGCGCGCGCGGCGCGAUCCAUUGCGCAAUUGACGCAGGAAGUUACGCUGCUGCGCAGCCACGUGAACGACAAGGCGCACGUUGUGUGGAAGCAGCGGGUCGCCGAGGCCGAGGCGGCGGCCGCGCAGUGGCAAACCAAGCACGAGGAGACGCUCAAAGCUCUGCACAUGGCGCAGGCGAGCGCCGAUAUCGGCGGCUUCCACCGGCGCGAGAUGGAAGCGGCUAUGCGCGAGCGCGACGAGGCGCUCGACCACCUCGUGCGCGUCACCAAAGAGCGUGACGACGUGUCGGCGACGGUCGUGACGUUGCGGAAGCAAAUCGACGCGCUGACAGCGACGCUGCACGACGCCCGCACCACGGUCGUCCAGCUUCGGUCCGAGCUCUCGGGCAUGGAGCACUUGCUGACGCAGGAGAAGCGAGCCCACGACCAGCAGCAGCGGGACCUCGAUGUCGAGACGCAGCGUAUCAUGGAAGAAAAGCAGCUUGUGAAGCAAGUGGUCACAGCCAUGAACGAGCGCUUGGCCCUCGGUGUGCGCUCGGAAGAUGCGACCAAGUGGGCCGGCGUUGUCGACGCGUGCGCUGCCGUCGACUGGCAGCUCCGGCACAUGAAGGACCGCCUCGAGGAGCUCGCAGGCUGCAAGCCCCGGCGACCGACCACGCCCUUCUCGGAUGCGAUCGCGGCCGGGCAGAAGACCGCGCCGGUCGUCCAGCAGCUCCAGGCUGUGCCCGAUACAGACACGUACGCCAUGGCGCUGACAAGAGAGAUGCAGGCGAUGAAGGCCACGUACGAAGGUCGCAUCCGGGACCUGCAAGACGAGCUCAAGGCCGCUCGGGGCGACCGCGCGCGGCAAGAGCUCCAGGAAGAGAAAGCCCGCUACGUUGCCGCCGUACGUACCUGUUGAACGUCGUA
Molecule: messenger RNA, 2618 nt
Organism: Saprolegnia parasitica CBS 223.65
Lineage: Eukaryota; Oomycota; Saprolegniomycetes; Saprolegniales; Saprolegniaceae
Exons: 6
Coding region: 1-2610 (869 amino acids)
Source: RefSeq, a predicted model, not a curated record